AGAUCAUGCCGCCACGGCCGGCCCCGACGGCCCCGGGAACGGCCGCCUAGGACGCGUCGGCGGUCGAGGGACGCCGUCGGCCCCGCCCCGCCCCGCCCGACCCCCGGCGGAGAGGCGCGGCCCCCGGCCGCGUGACGGGCCGGCCCAGCGGGGAGCGUGAAUCCGGCUCCUGCGGGGACGGGGGGCGGCGCGAGCGUGGAGGUGCCGCCCCGGACCGCGGCGAGACGGCAGCCACAGAGUUGAUUAUGGAAGAUUCCCACAAGAGUAACACUUCAGAGACAGCAUCUCAACCUGGUUCAGCUGUUCAGGGCGCUCACAUUUCUCAUAUUAAUCAACAGGCAUCAUCUUUAUCAGAAAGUGAGGAAUCUCAGGACUCAUCUGACAGUAUUGGCUCCUCCCAGAAAGCCCACGGAAUCCUAGCACGACGCCCAUCUUACAGAAAAAUUUUGAAAGACCUAUCUUCUGAAGAUACCCGGGGCAGAAAAGGAGACGGAGAAAGCCCUGGAGUUUCUGCUGUCACUUCUAUGUCUGUUCCAACUCCCAUCUAUCAGACUAGCACUGGACAGUACAUUGCCAUUGCCCCAAAUGGAGCCUUACAGCUGGCCAGUCCAGGCACAGAUGGAGUUCAAGGACUUCAGACAUUAACCAUGACAAAUUCAGGCAGUACUCAACAAGGUACAACAAUUCUUCAGUAUGCUCAGACCUCUGAUGGACAGCAAAUACUCGUGCCCAGCAACCAGGUGGUUGUGCAGACUGCAUCAGGAGAUAUGCAGACGUAUCAGAUCCGCACCACACCUUCAACUACUUCACUGCCACAGACUGUCGUGAUGACAUCUCCUGUGACCCUCACAUCUCAGUCAACUAAAACAGAUGAUCCCCAGUUGAAAAGGGAGAUAAGGUUGAUGAAAAACAGGGAAGCUGCUCGAGAAUGUCGCAGAAAGAAGAAAGAAUAUGUGAAAUGCCUGGAAAAUAGAGUUGCAGUCCUGGAAAAUCAAAAUAAAACUCUAAUAGAGGAGUUAAAAACUUUGAAGGAUCUUUAUUCCCAUAAAAGUGUUUGAUUCUUAGAAAAUACUCAUGGACUUGCCUAAAAAUUAGAUGAAUUUCCUUUAUUUUUAGUGGAGUUUUAUAAAUUAAAAGGUCAAAAUUGAAGCUUUUACCAUAGGCUUUUUCAACUCAAAGAUAAAUACGUUAUGUAAGAGAUCUGGUGACAGAGGAUAAAGUGGAACAUGACCUCACAGCAGUAACUGGCACAACUGGAACCCGGUAAAAAGUAAAUUUGUUCAAGAAGCAGGAAACGAAUUUUCAGCAAUUUGAAUUUUCUAUACACCAGCAGUGGUCAAUAACCCAACGUUGGCAGUUAGGAUGAAAUUUGUUAAAUUGAAUUUUUUAGAAGUCAGUUUACCCUCUAGUUUUGCAUUUCUUACUGUUUCCUAAAAUUUGCCCUUUUCAAUUGUGUAUUCCUGCCAAUAUAUUCUAAAUUACAAAUAUAAAAGAAAAGCUAAUACAUACUAGAUAUAUAAAUUAUGUGUUCUGAUUGUUUUAUUGUCAGGUGUUUUAAAUGUUUUUUUUUUAAAGUUUAUGGAACUUAGGUUGUUGAGCCCUGGUUAACUAUUUUUGAGGCUUUGUCCUAAAAGGCAUCUGAGGUACAUGAAACAGUGUGGAGUUUUAUAACUUUUUUUUUCUAUCAGAAUGAAAUGAGAACUGUUUAAAAGUUUGAUACUUUUAAAUAGUUUGGGGUUUUUUGCUUACUCUUGGAGUGGUGACUCUACAAAUAUGUAAUAAAUUGUUUUUUGAUUCUA
Molecule: messenger RNA, 1799 nt
Organism: Sorex fumeus (smoky shrew)
Lineage: Eukaryota; Metazoa; Chordata; Mammalia; Eulipotyphla; Soricidae
Gene: ATF1
Product: activating transcription factor 1
Exons: 7
Coding region: 246-1058 (270 amino acids)
Biological process (GO): regulation of transcription by RNA polymerase II
Cellular component (GO): nucleus; ATF4-CREB1 transcription factor complex
Molecular function (GO): protein binding; DNA-binding transcription factor activity, RNA polymerase II-specific; RNA polymerase II cis-regulatory region sequence-specific DNA binding
Source: RefSeq, a predicted model, not a curated record